AUGACUGACGUUUUGUCAUCUCAUUGGCAACAACAAUCUCACCACCGAACAACAAAUCUUACGACCACCACUCACCCAAAUUAUCGUCGUACAUUACCUCAUGAUUAUUCUCAAAAGCCUACAACAUCUCGAAAAAUCACCGUUUUUCGAAAUGGUGAUCGAUACUUUGCUGGUAAACAAAUCUCUGUUGCACCUCAACGAUAUUCAUCGUUAGGCCAACUAUUACAAGAUUUAUCGAGUACAGUUGAUUUGCCAUAUGGUGUCAGAAGGCUUUUUACUCCAAAAUCUGGUUCAGAGGUAACUAAUGUACAAGUUCUGAAAGAUGGUGCUUCCUAUGUCUGCGCUUCAUUUGAACCGUUUCAAAAACUGGAAUAUAAUAUGCAAAUGGUGCCAAAAGGAACGUUCAACAUUGAUCAAAGUGAGUGA
Molecule: messenger RNA, 426 nt
Organism: Didymodactylos carnosus
Lineage: Eukaryota; Metazoa; Rotifera; Eurotatoria; Philodinida; Philodinidae
Source: the annotation of a GenBank genome assembly